Molecule: messenger RNA, 305 nt
Organism: Notothenia coriiceps (black rockcod)
Lineage: Eukaryota; Metazoa; Chordata; Actinopteri; Perciformes; Nototheniidae
Product: ryanodine receptor 2-like
Exons: 3
Biological process (GO): release of sequestered calcium ion into cytosol by sarcoplasmic reticulum; striated muscle contraction
Cellular component (GO): calcium channel complex; sarcoplasmic reticulum membrane; smooth endoplasmic reticulum
Molecular function (GO): ryanodine-sensitive calcium-release channel activity
Source: RefSeq, a predicted model, not a curated record
GUGGAGGAAACCAUCCUCUGCUGGUUCCCUACGACACACUGACUGCCAAAGAGAAAUCCAAAGAUAGAGAAAAAGCACAAGACAUCCUCAAGUUCCUGCAGAUCAAUGGAUACACUGCUUCCAGAGGGGUGAAGUCACAGGAGCUUGACACUCCAGCGAUAGAGAAGCGGUUCGCCUACACCUUCCUCCAGCAGCUCAUCACAUACGUAGACCAGGCACACCAACACAUGAUGGAGUUCGAUGUGGGAACAAGACCAAAGGGAGAGAAGAUUCCUCAUGAACAACAGAUAAAGUUCUUUGGAAAG